This is a messenger RNA of Drosophila ficusphila, 2382 nucleotides long. RefSeq lists its product as uncharacterized. Gene Ontology annotation, molecular function: calcium ion binding. The transcript has 8 exons. NCBI's taxonomy places the organism in Eukaryota, Metazoa, Arthropoda, Insecta, Diptera, Drosophilidae. The record is from RefSeq and is a predicted model, not a curated record. The coding region runs from base 100 to 2286 and encodes 728 amino acids.
CACACACUUACACACUUACACCUCAUAAGGGCUUUUGUUAACCUUUUCUACAUUACAAACGCUGCAACAGAAAAAUCAGAAAAAAGUUUUACAGCCAAGAUGCAUUCGACCAAGAUUAAAGAGGGCGAUGACAGGGAGGAGAUGGAGCUCAACCAAAUCUGGCGGGGAUGUCGUAAAAUUCAGGGUGCCAUUUUCCGUUAUAACUUCGACAUCUGUGCCGAGCUAAAGCAGCACGAUCCCAGCUGCAGCGGCUUCGUGUCCGAACCCAUUUUCACGGCCGUAUUGGGCAAAUAUCGCAAGGUGGCCGGCAUGUCGGAGUCUGAGCUCCGGGAUGUCACAGACUAUUUCCAAAUCCGAGAUGGACGGGUGGCGUAUCGCCAGUUUUGCAAAGUCGUCUGCAGCGAAACCCUACACAAAACUGCUAAAUCUGAUUUGGCUACGGGAUUGGAGUGGAACGAUCCCUGGCAUAUGAAUGUCAUUCCCCAACCGGAGGAUCGACGACGACUCUGCCUAAUCCUGGUCAAGAUUGCCCAGCAAGUUCACAUUCCGCUCAUGCCCUAUUUCCAGGACUAUGAACUGAUUGCCCAAAAUGUGGGAGUCGUGACUGUUGCUCACUUUUCCCGAGUGCUGCACUUCAUGAAGAUUCCUUUAUCCGAAUCGGACUUCCUGCUUCUCCUCAGGCGCUAUAUGAAGGAUGGAUACCUGGUUAACUACGUGGCUUUCCUCAAGCACAUAGAUAAUAUCAUAGCGUAUCUGGGCGAACAUCAUUUGCUGGAUAACUCGCAUGAUAUAAUCAGGAACUUCCCUGGACGACUGGUGGAACUAGAUCUUUCGCAGCUGCCGGCAAUCGAUGGCUGCAAGGUUGUGCAACCGAUCUUUCCGGAUGCCUGCAACUUCCCCAAGAAGAAUCGAAACCAGUGCGACAUUCUCUUCUGCAUUCAGAACUAUAUCUAUAAGAACCAAGUGCGAACCUCUGAAUUCCUCGAGAGCUAUGACUCUCUGAAUAUUGGCAGCAUCACCAAGAAUCAGUUUGAACGCGGUCUGUCCAACAUGGGAGUGGGAAAGUAUCUGACCCAAAGGGAAAUGGGUAUCCUGCUAGAUCGCUACACGGAUCCUGUGGACACCAAUCGCGUGCGCUGGCGUAAUUUCGCUGAUGAGAUCGAUACAGUUUUCACCAUAAAGAAUCUGGAGAAGAUGCCGCAGUGCGUUGUGGAAUCGCCGCUUCGUCACAUCCAAGAGUUGCCCAGACCAGGAGCAGUUCCAUGGGAGAUUGUGCCAGCGAAUAUUCGCGAUAUGUGUGAGGAUGCGAUGUCCAAGAUACGAAUUCGCAUCAAGAAUCGACGACUUUAUCUGCAUCCCUUCUUUAGGAGUUACGACAAACUCAACAGCGGUCAUGUGCGCUGCAACAUAACCAAGCAAAUAUUCCGCACCAAUGGAAUCCUCUUAUCCGAUCCUGAACAGGACUCUGUACUAAGACGCUAUGGCAAUGAACUCGGUUUCUGCUACACCAAGUUCCUGGAUGAUGUGGAUCCCGCGGAAUAUGCCAUGCCCUCGAUGGUCACCAAGCAGGAGCUUGUGGAGUGUCCGCCAUUCGCAAGAGACAAUUUGGAACCCGAGGAUGUCAGCGAGGAGGUCAUCGUACGCAUCCUAACAGAUUGCAAGAGACAGGCUGUGAUUAAGAGCGUUGCCGUCAUUGAGUUCAUGAAGGACUACGAUCGCCAUCGCGAAGGAGAGAUCCUCGAGUCGGACUUUAAGCGGGCUUUGGAUAACUCAAGUGUCAUUAUUAAGGAGAAUGAGGCCGACAUCUUGUGCAACAUUUUCCGUUCACCGCAUCGCGUUGCCUGCGUUCGCUACAAGGACUUCUGCAAGGCGCUCGACGAGAUCUUUAUUCAACUGGACACGAACAUGGGUGACCAGGUGGUCACAGCGGUGCCCCUGCUCCACCUGCCCAAUCUGGACUGUGUCGACUGCUUCCUGAGCUUCGAUGAGCGAACCAUUUGCUCGCAAGCUCUGAUGAAACUGGCUCGCAAACCUGAUGAGAUCUCCAACUUGAGCCAGGUGUUCAAGGACUUCGAUCGGGAACAGUGCGGCUCUAUCACGCAGAACCAGUUUCUGCGCGGCAUCACAGUGCGCGACAUGCAUGUAAUGCUGAGCAGCCGCGAAUUCCAGGCCAUCUGCAAGUGCUUCGGGGUGAAGAAGGGCAUGUGCAUGGAGUUCAACUACCGGGAGUUCCUCAAAAUCCUCGACCUUCUCUUCUCCACUGGACAAAUGAAGCGCAACUAUUAAGUGGUUUGAAAAACAUCCCCUCUCAAAAUUCUAAGUGUACCUUUUGUGAUCAACUAUUAAUGAUUAAUAUUAGACAAAUGAAAAACAAUUUGCGGA